Messenger RNA from Purpureocillium lilacinum, 1869 nucleotides. RefSeq lists its product as uncharacterized. NCBI's taxonomy places the organism in Eukaryota, Fungi, Ascomycota, Sordariomycetes, Hypocreales, Ophiocordycipitaceae. Gene Ontology annotation, molecular function: hydrolase activity, acting on ester bonds. The record is from RefSeq and is a predicted model, not a curated record.
AUGACUGGCUUCAAGUCCGUUGCGCCUGCUGCGGCGGCUCUGCUGGCAACAGCCGUCGGUCCUGCGAGCGCUGGCAGCUUGAAGGAUAUUGACCAUGUCGUCCUCUUCAUGCAAGAGAACCGCGCCUUUGACCAUUACUUUGGUACAAUGGCAGGCGUGCGCGGCUUCAACGACGCCAACCUCCAGACCAACAAUGGAGUGCCCGUCUGGAAACAAAAGUCACCAUCUAGAGACGCCGACUACGUUACGCCGUGGUAUAUCAACUACCUGGGAGGCGACUGGAAUGGGGCCACUCAGUGCAUGCUGGCUGGUAGCAACGGCUGGUACAACAACCACGCGGCGUGGAAUCACGGAACCAAUGAUCGUUGGGCCACAGACAAUACUCCUUACAGCAUAGGCUUCUACAAGCGACAGGAUAUACCGACGCAGUGGGCCCUGGCCGAGGGCUGGGUGAUUGGCGACAUGUAUCAGGAGUCUGUCAUUGCCUCAACGUCACCAAAUCGCGUCGUGUGGUCUUCCGGCUCCAUCAACGUCCCCGGCUCACCCCAAAGGCCAGACCAAGGAGGAAACCCAUACAUCGAUAACAACGAGACGCCCGGAUGCGAGAAUGGGAUCAACUGCUACCCGCUUAAGUGGAAGACCGCUGCCGAAUACUACGAAGAUGCCGGGGUCAGCUGGCAGGUCUACCAAGACGCGGAUAACUUUGACGAUAAUCCCCUGGCGUGGUUCGAACAGUUCCAGCAGGCCAAGAAGGGAUCCAGCCUCUACGAGAAGGGCAUGAAGGGGCGGUCUCUUAGCACCUUCUAUGCUCAGGCUGCUAACGGGACGCUGCCGGAGAUUUCGUACAUCAUCGGGCCUGCAGAGCUGGCGGAACACCCUCCCUACUCACCGCACGAUGGUGCCUGGCUGCAAAACAAGAUUGUGGAGGCUGUCACAAAGUCACCAAAGUAUUCCAAGACCGCACUUAUCAUCUCGUAUGAUGAGACAGGCGGCUGGUUCGACCACGUGGACCCUUACCGCUCUCCUGAGGGCACUAUCGGCGAGUGGCUCAAUGAUCCGUAUGGCCAAGUCGGGCAUACCUUUGCCGGACCGGGCUUCCGCGUCCCAUUCUACAUCAUCUCGCCGUGGACGCGCAAGGGUGGUGUAUACACAGAACACUCGGAUCACAACUCGCAGUUGCUCUUCAUUGAGCAAUGGCAGGCUGCUAAGGGUCGCAACGUGACGACCAGGGAGAUGGUCGAAUGGCGCCGCGACCAUAUGGGUGACCUGGUCGCAGCGUUUGACUUUGAUCACCCCGAUACCAGCUUGCCGAGCCUGCCGAACGCUCCGGAGCCGCAUAAGGAUGGCAACGGCAAUUAUGAUGGCUCCUCGCACUGCAAGUCCCAGUACCCGAACCAGCAGCCGCCCGUACCGUACAAGGGCAAUGGUGUCAUCAGCGACAUAUCGGGCCUCGUGGAAAAGGGUUUCAAGCCCGUUCGUGGGAAACUUACGGAGGGUCGCUUCCUUGUUCCAGAAAUAAACGGCCAGGCGCUUACGUCGGGCUCGGCAUGCGGCUCUCAGGACGGCAUCUGCGCGACAAAGGCCACAGACAAACAUGACUCGGCUGGCCAACGCUGGGUUGCGCACGUCCUGGAGCUUGGCGGCACCGAGUUUAUCCUCAGCAACGCCGCGGACGGCCGGUACAUUUGCAACAGUGAAAAGCUCUGCAGCGACAAGGGCGACGCCAUGAAGUUUGAAGUCGGAUUCACGCCGAGCAAGGGAUAUUCCUUCAAGAUGGGGUCGGGCCAUUACUUGCUCGCCAGCGUCGACGGAGAUCUCCAGGAGAGCGACAAUCAACACUUUUGGAGCAUGUUCAGCGUCAACUACUAA